CUUGUAUUGGAACCACCAUGUUGAGCAGCUUCACCGUUCAAAUUCAAACGCUGGAAGUUCGUGUUAAGCGCUGCAGCUUUUGAUUCACUUCACCGACGCGUUACUAUGCGUCAAAUGACCUUCCUAUAUUAUAUUGUGUGCACUUUUUGACUAUUUCGGUGCGUAGCAAAGCAGUUACAGUCAUGUGCUACCCAAGGCUUCUUUUGCGGCCGGAAGCAUGCCUACUAUUCAGCUCUAUCUUCUCAUCCUCUUCAAUAUACGCUCAUGGAACCCUCGGGAGUCGCUCUGAUCACAGGCUCUGCUCAGGGAAUCGGCAGAGCCAUUGCUCUCCGCCUCGCAGAGGACGGUUUCCACGUCUCGCUCAAUGAUCUUUCUUCAAUGGGAGCAGAACUUGAUGUCCUAGCAUCCGAAAUAGCCUCCAAAGGCCGUAAAUUUCAUAUAGUCACUGGAGACGUCUCAUCUGAAUCCGACGUGCAAAGGAUGAUCAGCUCGACAGUCCAUGCUCUAGGAUCCCUUGAUGUAAUGGUCGCUAAUGCAGGCAUAUGUAUUACAAAGAAUAUCAUGUCUAAAGAAUGGGAUCGAAUUGCUGCCACUAAUGGUCGUGGAACUUUCCUCUGUUACAAGUACGCCGCAAAGCAGAUGAUUGAUCAAGGCCAUGGCGGGAGAAUUAUCGGGGCAUCAUCCGCCGCCGGCAAGCUAGGCUCUCCUACUAUACCGGUAUAUGGUGCAUCCAAGUGGGCUGUACGUGGACUUACGCAGAGUGCCGCGCAUGAGUUCGGUAAAUAUGGUAUCACUGUUAACGCUUAUGCUCCAGGUCCUAUUGAAACUGACAUGAUCGCCGGCAUUGCCAGUGCUAUCAACCCCAGUAAUCCCGAACAAUACUACAAAGAGGCAAGAGAAUGGAGCGACGUAGGAAGAAACGGGACACCUGCUGAUAUUGCCAACUUGGUAUCAUAUCUCGCAUCUAAGGAGGCUAGUUUCAUUACAGGCCAAUCGGUGUCUAUCAACGGAGGCAUUUUCUGCGACUAGGGAAACGGUCCUUACUAAAAGUUGACCUUGUACAAUAAUUGCGAUGAAGCGCAAGAUCUAACCAAUGAUCAAAUUUUCGGUUCCGAGACCUUGCUUC
Messenger RNA from Desarmillaria tabescens, 1126 nucleotides. RefSeq names its product NAD-binding protein. Lineage: Eukaryota; Fungi; Basidiomycota; Agaricomycetes; Agaricales; Physalacriaceae. Gene Ontology annotation, molecular function: oxidoreductase activity. The coding region runs from base 265 to 1029 and encodes 254 amino acids. The transcript is spliced from 9 exons. The record is from RefSeq and is a predicted model, not a curated record.